Molecule: messenger RNA, 864 nt
Organism: Dipodomys spectabilis (banner-tailed kangaroo rat)
Lineage: Eukaryota; Metazoa; Chordata; Mammalia; Rodentia; Heteromyidae
Product: plakophilin-2-like
Exons: 5
Coding region: 1-561 (186 amino acids)
Biological process (GO): heart development; protein localization to plasma membrane; intermediate filament bundle assembly
Cellular component (GO): cytoplasm; intermediate filament; intercalated disc
Molecular function (GO): alpha-catenin binding; cadherin binding; molecular adaptor activity
Source: RefSeq, a predicted model, not a curated record
AUGGCGGCCCCCGGCUCCCUGGCCGAGUGCGGCUACAUCCGGACCGUCCUGGGCCAGCAGAUCCUGGGCCAGCUGGACAGCUCCAGCCUGGCGCUGCCCUCCGACGCCAAGCUGAAGCUGGUGGGCAGCGCCGGCCGCAGCGGGGCCGGGGCUCCGUGGCCCGCGGUCUACCAGCUCCGUGGCAUACCCAAGCUGCUGCAGCUGCUGAAGGUUCAGAAUGAAGAUGUUCAGCGAGCCGUGUGUGGGGCCUUGAGGAACUUGGUGUUUGAGGACAAUGACAAGGUGGAGGUGGCUGAACUCGGGGUUCCCCAGCUGCUGCAGGUGCUGAAGCAAACGGGAGACUUGGAGACCAAGAAGCAAGUAACAGGUUUGCUGUGGAAUUUGUCCUCCAAUGACAAACUCAAGAAUCUCAUGAUAACAGAAGCCUUGCUCACUCUAACCGAGAAUACCAUCAUCCCCUUCUCCGGGUGGCCUGAAGGAGAUUACCCCAAAUCAAAUGGCCUGCUGGAUUUUGAUAUAUUCUACAAUGUCACUGGAUGCUUAAGUUUCAAAGGAGAUUGAGAUCUGUCAUUGCCCUGGAGGGAUUCCGGUUUUAGUAGAAGAGACCUUACCUGGAGAGGUAAUGACUGCAUUUGAUGAGACAUGUAAAAGAAGUUGGCGUCUCAGGGCUGCCAGACUGUCAUUGCUUGAGGAACUGGAAAACUUCUGGAGAAAGUCACCUGGAAGAGCUUAAAUUGGAAGUGAGAUUUUAUAAACUUGUGUUUUAUGGCACCAGAAGUCUUUUUCCAAAAAUUUCAAGAUUAUCUUCAUAGUCAAAACUACUUCUUAAAAAACAAAACCAAACAAAAAGUCAGUGAGUGGCUA